UUAUACGAAAAUACUGUGAAGGAGUCAAGAAGAGGACUAAUUCCGAAAAGGCGACGACUCGACUUCCUACACCAUUUAUGUUUCUCUCCAAUUUUCUCAAAUUCAUUUCCUUGUGAUUGAAAAAUGGGAACUCCAGAAUUUCCAGAUCUAGGAAAACACUGUGCCGUUUCCGAUUGCAAGCUUAUUGAUUUCUUACCCUUCACAUGCGAUCGAUGCAACCAGGUGUAUUGUUUGGAUCACCGAAGUUAUAUCAAACAUCAGUGUACAAAAGCUGACAAGCAAGAUGUCACUGUAGUAAUAUGUCCACUUUGCGCCAAGGGAGUUCGCCUAAUUCCCGAUCAAGAUCCAAACAUAACAUGGGAGAAUCAUGUUAACACCGACUGCGACCCAUCAAAUUAUGAGAAAGUUACAAAGAAGAAAAAAUGCCCUGCAGCUGGAUGCAAAGACAUCUUAGUAUUCUCAAACACAAUUAAGUGCAGGGAUUGUAUGGUAGACCAUUGUUUGAAGCAUAGGUUUGGACCUGAUCACAAAUGUCCAGGACCCAAGAAAUUGGAAUCAAGUUUCUCUUUUAUGGGUCUUAUGAAUCGGAAUAGAAAACAGGAGUCUAAAACCAAUUCAAGUUCAACCUCCUCCUCCUCGUCUAAGUGGACAACGAGCUUUCUUAAUGCUGCUUCUAAUAUUCGAGCUUCAGCUGAGGCUGGAAUGUCAAAAUUGAGUGGUGAAAUUAAUCAAGUCUGGGGGACGUCAAGCGAUGUUGGGGGAAAGAGCAAUAGCAGCGGUCAAGUGGAGCAAUGCCCUCAAUGUGGUGCCAAGUUUUCUUCGGUAACUUCUUUAGUUGAUCAUGUGCAGAAAGUUCAUGAAAGAAGCAGUAACCGUUCUGCGUCAAAUGUUACAAUUGAUGCAUGUCCAAAAUGUAGCAAAGGAUUCAGAGACCCUGUGGCCCUUGUAGAGCAUGUUGAGAGAGAUCAUGGUGGCACUUCUAGAAAGUAAGUAUUAAGUUGAUAUUGAAUUGAUUUUGACUUGAAGAUAUAUAGCAUGAAUUCUGUGUUUAAACAUUCAUCUCCCCGGUUUUAUAGAAAUAAGAUAUGAAUUUGAAGACGUUUGUUAUUUCUGCAUCACGCACAGUUGAAACAAGAUACGAAAUCAGUGUUUUCACAUUCAUCUUCCCAGUUUUGUAGAAACAAGAUAUGAAUUCAGUGGUCAUUUGAUUGAUAGCUUGAUUACGUUACUAGUUUUCCUCUA
Molecule: messenger RNA, 1242 nt
Organism: Vicia villosa (hairy vetch)
Lineage: Eukaryota; Viridiplantae; Streptophyta; Magnoliopsida; Fabales; Fabaceae
Product: zinc finger AN1 and C2H2 domain-containing stress-associated protein 16
Exons: 2
Coding region: 124-990 (288 amino acids)
Cellular component (GO): cytoplasm
Molecular function (GO): zinc ion binding
Source: RefSeq, a predicted model, not a curated record